Molecule: messenger RNA, 912 nt
Organism: Paraphaeosphaeria sporulosa
Lineage: Eukaryota; Fungi; Ascomycota; Dothideomycetes; Pleosporales; Didymosphaeriaceae
Product: NAD(P)-binding protein
Exons: 2
Coding region: 127-912 (261 amino acids)
Molecular function (GO): oxidoreductase activity, acting on the CH-OH group of donors, NAD or NADP as acceptor
Source: RefSeq, a predicted model, not a curated record
UACAUGCUGACGUUGGCUAGCGUUUCCGCCAUUGCGCUUUACAAAAGAUAACAUGAUACGGAUACACAAUACAACAACGCAUUGGGAAACGUGAAGAUCGAAGAGCUAGAAUUAGAAGACAGGACCAUGGAGCGUACAGUGGUAGUAACGGGCGCGUCAUCAGGCCUCGGUCUCGCCUUCCUAAAGCACUACGCUGUACAACCAUUAACGAGGGUCAUCGGAUUAGACAUAUCGCCUUUACCAGCGUCGAUACAAUCACUGGAUAACGUGUUGUCCUACGAAAUAGACGUCACGUCCGAAGAGUCCCUAGCGAAAGCCACCAACGACUUGUCAGGACGACCCAUACACCUUCUCAUCCACUCUGCCGGCAUCCGCGGCCUCGUACCCUCCCCCGACCCCCAAGAACAAAAUGUCGCCGCCUUAGAAACAUUAAAAGCCAUGGAUCGCACCACCUUUCUCCGCACCCUCGAGAUAAACACUUGGGGCGCCUUCGCUACAGUCCGGUCCUUUCUGCCCUCCCUGCAGCUCGCCGCCUCACCUUCACCUUCCCCAGCCACUGCCCCAUCUGCUUCUCCCUCACCGCUCUCACCCGCAUUGGCCCCUCCAAAAGUUAUAAUCAUGUCCUCCCGCAUGGGCAGCAUAUCCGCCAACGUAGCCGGCGGAGGCUAUGCGUACCGCGCGUCCAAGGCUGCACUGAACGCCGUGAUCAAGAGUCUAAGCAUCGAUGUGCCGGGGCUCGUGGUGCUGGCGAUGCAUCCGGGCCGGGUGGAGACGGGGCUGGUUGGAUGGAAGGAGGAGGGGGCAAUUUCACCAGAGGAGAGUCUGGGGGCGUGUGUGCGGGUUAUUGAAGGGGUGGGUAUAGAGGGAAGUGGGGGUUUUGUGGAUCGUUUUGGGGUGGAUAUUGCGUGGUAG